Medioppia subpectinata is the source of this 780-nucleotide messenger RNA. Lineage: Eukaryota; Metazoa; Arthropoda; Arachnida; Sarcoptiformes; Oppiidae. The record is from the annotation of a GenBank genome assembly.
AUGUGGACACUUCGCUUGCUGGACGGUCGGCGGAUACCCAUGAUUGGUUUAGGCACACUCACCAUCACAAACGAGACCGUUAUCAAACAGGUGAUCGAUGAUGGUCUAACGAUAGGGUACCGGCACAUCGACACCGCGUACUACUAUAUGAACGAGCGGUUUGUCGGCGAAAAAUUACGGGAAAUAUUUUCCCGCCCCCGCGGGUCGGGACCGAGCGGGAUUGGGCUCCAGAGGCGGGACAUAUGGGUCACUAGUAAGCUGUGGUGCACUUAUCACAGUCGGGCAAAAGUGGCCGAGGGUCUAAAACUAGCCCUAAAAAAAUUAAAUAUACAAUACCUAGAUAUGUUUUUAAUACACUUUCCGUUUGGGUUUGAAUAUGGCGGCGACGAUAUACCUUUCACCCCCGAUGGGUUGACACGUGACUCAAACAUAUCAGUGGUUGAAACCUGGAAGGGUAUGGAGGAUGUUUACCGAGCGGGCCUGGUCAAAUCGAUUGGUGUAUCAAAUUUUAAUGUGGAUCAGCUGAAUAGAUUGAUGCGCCAGUGUCAGAUUAAGCCCGUGGUUAAUCAGCUCGAGAUACAUCCAUAUUUGAGCGAGGUGGAAUUGGUACAAUUUUGUCAACGUAUGGGCAUACGAGUGGAGGCCUAUAGCCCUCUGGCCAAAGCAAACCAGACCCUAUUAAAUGAGCCCAUAUUGAUAGAAAUUGGCCAAAAAUACAGCAAAACGCCUGCCCAAGUGAUAAUGCGCUGGCUCAUUCAACGUAAUAUAGUAGUUAUACCU